UCGAUGGUGUCAAAAUUUGUGCAUCACUCUAAAUAGAUCUAUUUAGUCAAAUUUAUUUUUAGCCUAAUGUUUCAUUUUUCUCAUUGUCCCCAACAGGUUAUCCUUUUCAGUGUGACGUUUAACAUGUUCUCAGGUGCAUAUUUUUUAGAGUGAUAUUUUUGUCAAUUCGAUUUCAUCAGCACUGUUGUAAGAGUUGAGGUACAUCCACUAGAUGGCGGUGUUGCUACCUUCACGUUCGUGCCACAGUAUUCAAGAGACACAUUUUAUUAAUAACCACAGUAAGAAACUGUUUUGCGCGCAUGUAUAACCAAAUCAGCACGGUCAGAUUGUUUUCUUUGUCUUGCGGAGCAAGCCUAAAACUAGAGUCCGGUCAGGGGGCAGAAGAUCGGAAGCGGGGGGUGAAGUUCCACGAGCGUUCAUGGAACACUCCCGUCCACAGAGCAGCGCAACGCGAUUCCGUCUGGUCCACUUGCACUGUCUUCACGCUCCGGCAACUUGCGCACUCCGCGCCACUGGAUUAAGUAGUUUGCUGCCUCACAGUUUCACGCGUGUUGGAAAAGAACCAUGGAAUUAUAGUGGACAGGGACGAACUUUUGGAGGAGACGAUGAUGAAACUUGACGAAGAGACACCGGACAACAACAAGUCAAUAUGGGUGAAAAGUUGCGCAGCAUCUAUGGAGUUAACUAACUGACGACCAGCCGAUUGGCAGAACUGAGAGGAAGUCUGGAAAGGAAAACCCCAGGCAAGACCACAUUCAAGAAUGAGGAUCAAAUACACAGUAUGCUUUGUCUUCUUUGUGGCCCUUGUUAUCAUUGAGAAGGAGAACAACUUAAUCUCAAGGGUAUCGGAUAAGUUGUCCCUGAAGCAGACCCCUCAGACACCAUUACAGCCUGGAGGUUUUUCACAAAUUCUACGCAGACACAAUGUUCCAGCUACUACACUCAACAAAAUGCAGACUGCCUUAACCCUCAUGACGCGGCGUCUUGAAAACUACAGCGAGCCACAGAAGGCAUUGACAGCUGGCCGGAAACACAUCCUCCUCUUAGCCACCACAAGGACUGGCUCCUCCUUUGUGGGCGAGUUUUUCAACCAGCAAGGGGACAAUAUGUUUUACCUUUUUGAGCCUUUGUGGCACGUGGAGAAGAUGCUGACGCUAGAAACUGGUGGAACCAAUGCAACAGCGGCUGGCAAAGCGUACCGUGAUGUUCUUCAGCAGCUCUUCCACUGUGAUUUCUCACUAUUGGAGAGUUUCAUCAAGCCACGGCCGGUGGAUCACAUCACGACUGCGCUGUUCCGCAGGGAUUCCAGUCACUCUCUGUGUGAAGAUGCAGUCUGUAGUCCGGUUAUCAAGGGAUUAUAUGAGCCAUUUCGCUGUAAAAAUAGACGUUGUGGACCCCUGAAUCUGACCCUUGCAUCAUCGUUAUGCCUUCGGAAGGAGCACCAGACGAUCAAGUCUGUGAGGGUUCGCCAGCUGGAAACCCUCCGUCCACUAGUUGAGGACCCAAGUCUUGAUGUGAAAUUCAUCCACCUGGUCAGAGAUCCUCGGGCUGUUUUAGCCUCACGCAUGGUGGCGUUUGUAGCCAGAUAUAAGAACUGGAUGCAGUGGGCAAAGGACGGCAAUGUUCCCCUCGAUGAUGACGAGGUGAGAAAGCUGAAGGGGAACUGUGACAGCAUUAGAAUGUCCGCAAUGGUGGGCCUCAGGCAGCCUCAGUGGCUGCGCCGGCGCUACAUGCUGGUGCGCUAUGAAGACAUUGCCCGGUUUCCCAUGAGAAAAGCCACUGAGAUGUACACGUUUGCCGGAAUUCCCUUCACGCCGCAGGUCAAAUCCUGGAUCCAGAAGAACACCAAGAACUCAGAUGAGACCAGCGGACCUUAUUCCACACAGAAGAACUCUUCAGAGCAAGUAGAGAAAUGGAGAUUCAGUUUACCUUUCAAAAUUGCACAAGUGGUCCAAAAUGUCUGUGGUCCAACUCUGAAACUUUUCGGGUACAAGUUUGUAGACAGUGAGGAAAUGCUCAAAGACAAGUCUGUUACCUUGAUAGAAGACAAAGUGUUCAACUUCACAUAGUUGUGGAAGGACUCCUCAAUGACUCUUAUUUAUUAGAUGAUGCUUCUUAAAUGUUUUAUGGUGCUCUCGGUGUGCUGUGAAGGCAUGCUAGCGUUUAAAUAGUUUUUAUUUUCGAGCUCAUUUGCUUAUGUUUGGCAUCAUCAUCAAGGAUUUAUUACUCUGGUCAACAUUUCUCUUAGAUUAAAGGUCAUACUGUUCUUGAUUCCAUGUCUACCUUCUCGGGUAGUGUAUAUUGAAGGUACAUCAUUUUUUGUGCGGGAUUUAUGACUUCAGUUGUUCAUCAAUGAUUGUUUUUUCUUAUCCUUAACCACCACUGCUGGUGUCGUCAUCACUUACUUUGACAUGUCCGUUUGCUUAAAAACACUCAAGACACUCUCAAGCUGGGAAGUCAAGACAAAUCCCUGGUAGCUGGUCUGCCAUUGAGGAUAUGAGGCUGUUACAGUGACCUUGAUCCAGAACAUCAGUACAUUCCCCACCGGGAGCUGUGUGCAGCUGCACUUCCUCCCCCGUUUGUCAUGGCACACAUGAACUGCUACUCUCAAGAUGUGUACUAACAUACACACAACAGGACCACAUUCAAGAAUGAGGAUCAAAUACACAGUGUGCUUUGUCUUCUUUGUGGCCCUUGCUGAUUGGUUAUUCUCCUUCAUUGAGAAGGAGAAGGAGAACAACUUAAUCUCAAGGUAAGUGCUAACAGACUGCAGCUGAGUAUAGUCAAACAUAUGUAAGCAGUAUUUAUUAUUUAAGUCACUGUAAAUACUGUGACAAUAGUCUGACAAUUGUUCAGGGAUUGGCUAGAGCUAUAGAGCUGCUUUUUUGACAGAUAUUUGACAGAUCGAAAAAUGAUGGUUUUCGGAUUC
Molecule: messenger RNA, 2929 nt
Organism: Synchiropus splendidus (mandarinfish)
Lineage: Eukaryota; Metazoa; Chordata; Actinopteri; Syngnathiformes; Callionymidae
Gene: chst3b
Product: carbohydrate (chondroitin 6) sulfotransferase 3b
Exons: 3
Coding region: 762-2069 (435 amino acids)
Biological process (GO): N-acetylglucosamine metabolic process; carbohydrate metabolic process
Cellular component (GO): Golgi membrane
Molecular function (GO): chondroitin 6-sulfotransferase activity; N-acetylglucosamine 6-O-sulfotransferase activity
Source: RefSeq, a predicted model, not a curated record